GGGCCACCAGGGACCUGGGCCGUCUCCAAAACCUCCAGUCAGGUUUAGUAGGAGGUUAAAGCUAUUUGAAGCUGCCUCGGGUCUCAGACUUCGUUCGCCCUCCCUCCCUCUCUCACUCUCUCGCUCAGCGUCUGCUCUCGUCCUUCCUGACCGUUGCCUCCUUGGGCUGACCAGUUGGAGCAUCUUGACUUGAGAAGCCACCUCAUUUUUUUUGUUUCCUUAUUUUCUCUGGGAGCUCUACCUGCCACCAACCACCAGCCAUGGAAGCCAUCAAGAAGAAGAUGCAGAUGCUCAAGCUGGACAAGGAGAACGCCAUCGACCGGGCUGAGCAGGCCGAGUCUGACAAGAAGGCUGCAGAGGACAAGUGCAAGCAGCUAGAGGAUGAGCUUAUAGGACUGCAGAAGAAACUCAAAGGAACAGAAGAUGAGCUGGACAAAUACUCUGAAGCACUGAAGGAUGCUCAGGAGAAGCUUGAGCUGUCUGAGAAGAAGGCCACUGAUGCUGAGGGAGAUGUUGCAGGUCUCAACCGUCGUAUCCAGUUAGUGGAAGAGGAGCUUGACCGAGCCCAGGAGCGUCUUGCCACUGCCCUACAGAAACUGGAGGAGGCAGAGAAGGCAGCCGAUGAGAGUGAGAGAGGCAUGAAGGUGAUUGAGAACCGAGCAAUGAAAGAUGAGGAGAAGAUGGAAAUCCAGGAAAUGCAGCUCAAAGAAGCAAAGCACAUCGCUGAAGAGGCUGACCGCAAAUAUGAGGAGGUUGCACGUAAGCUGGUUAUCCUGGAGGGUGAGUUGGAGAGAGCAGAGGAGCGUGCAGAAGUUGCAGAGUUGAAAUGCAGUGACCUGGAGGAAGAACUGAAGAAUGUUACCAACAACCUGAAAUCCCUGGAAGCCCAAUCUGAGAAAUAUUCUGAAAAAGAAGACAAGUAUGAAGAGGAGAUAAAAGUCCUCAGUGACAAGCUAAAAGAGGCUGAGACCCGCGCUGAGUUUGCAGAAAGGACAGUAGCCAAACUGGAAAAGACUAUUGAUGACCUGGAAGAAAAAUUAUCAAGUGCCAAAGAGGAGAACUUGGGGAUGCAUCAAGUCCUGGACCAGACACUACAAGAACUCAAUAGCUUAUAAACCAAAACCAAACAAAUGGUCAACAUUCCAUGGAUAUUUCCAUUUAUUCCACACCAGGGAGCCUCUCGUUCCUGUAACCACAACAGGCGGUGGAGUGAAGGAACCUGCAAUUUUGCUCUUUAUUUUAUUUUUUUUUUUUGCCUGCCACUGCAACAUUUUAAGAAAGUCACGCUCUGUUUCUGCCACCCUCCUGUGCUGUCACCAUUUGCUUUUACCCCUUAUUUGCCCCAUUGUAUUCCCUUCAUUUUGUGAAAUUUAAACAUAAUUUUGAUGUAUGAAAGAGUCAUUUGAGCAGUGGGUGGGUAAAGUCUGGCAUUUUCUUGUACAGGUGUAAAUACAGAUGCAACUGUACAUUAUAGUUGAAGAUCAGUAUUUGUAACAGGUUUAUUUUUUUUUUAAUAUAUAAAGGGUUUGUUGGAGGAAA
Polypterus senegalus (gray bichir) is the source of this 1539-nucleotide messenger RNA. RefSeq names its product tropomyosin 4a (gene tpm4a). The record is from RefSeq and is a predicted model, not a curated record. Lineage: Eukaryota; Metazoa; Chordata; Cladistia; Polypteriformes; Polypteridae. Bases 261 to 1115 code for a protein of 284 amino acids. The transcript has 9 exons. Gene Ontology annotation, biological process: muscle contraction; actin filament organization. Gene Ontology annotation, molecular function: actin filament binding. Gene Ontology annotation, cellular component: actin filament.